This is a messenger RNA of Salvia splendens (bonfire salvia), 2095 nucleotides long. Its product is annotated as meiosis-specific protein ASY1. The record is from RefSeq and is a predicted model, not a curated record. The transcript is spliced from 22 exons. NCBI's taxonomy places the organism in Eukaryota, Viridiplantae, Streptophyta, Magnoliopsida, Lamiales, Lamiaceae. The coding region runs from base 89 to 1900 and encodes 603 amino acids.
AGCUUGAGAAAACACAAAAUCCUUUACAAACUUUCGCAGCUCAUAUUCGAGAAUCCAAACUCUUGCUUCUUUCUGAUUUUCCGAAGCAAUGGUGGUUGCUCAGAAAGUGAAGGAAUCUGAGAUCACGGAGCAGGACUCACUUCUUCUCACGAGGAAUCUGUUGCGAAUUGCCAUAUUCAAUAUCAGUUACAUCAGAGGCCUUUUCCCUGAGAAAUAUUUCAAUGACAAGUCUGUUCCAGCUUUGGAUAUGAAAAUUAAAAAGCUUAUGCCUAUGGAUGCGGAAUCACGUAGACUCAUUGAUUGGAUGGAGAAAGGUGUUUAUGAUGCUUUACUGAAAAAAUAUCUUAAAACAUUGCUAUUCUGUGUCUGUGAGGCGGUAGAUGGUCCAAUGAUUGAGGAGUACUCAUUCUCAUUUAGUUACUCUAGUUCUGACAGUCAAGAGGUUUCAAUGAACAUCAGUCGUAGUGGGACAAAGAAGGGAGGGACUUUCAAACAUGAUUCAACAACAGAAAUAACUCCAAGUCAGAUGAGGAGUUCAGCUUGCAAGAUGGUCCGUACACUAAUGCAACUGAUGAGAACUCUUGAUAAGAUGCCAGAAGAGCGCACUGUUCUGAUGAAGCUCCUGUACUAUGAUGAUGUCACGCCAAUGGAUUAUGAACCCCCAUUUUUCAGAGGUUGCACAGAUGAGGAAGUGUACAAUCCAUGGAUGAAAGAUCCAUUGAAGAUGGAAGUUGGAAAAGUCAAUAGCAAGCAUUUGGUACUAGCUCUGAAGGUUAAGAGUGUGCUUGAUCCUUGUGAAGAUGAAAAUAAUGAUAAUCAAGAUGAAGUAAUAAGCUUGGGAGCUGAUUCACUCCAAAAAGAUGGAGAUAGUGAAUCUGACAGUGAGACGAGUAAUUCAGAUGAUGAUCAGCACAUUGUAGCACCCGUAGAAAGAAAGCAAUUUCAAGAGGAUAAUGGAGCAGCUGAUGAAGAAAAUACCCAGGAUCCAGCAGAAGAUGAACAGCAGUUGGGGCGAGUGAAGGAAUGGAUUGGUUCUUAUCACCUUGAAACAGUGGACCUCACUGAUGUCCUCUCAAAUUUCCCUGACAUUUCAGUGGUCUUGAUUGAAGAUAUUAUGGACAAGCUCGUGAAGGAAACUUUUGUAACUAAAGCUGCAGGAGAUAGUUAUGUCAUUAACUCGAAAAAGAAUUUAGACUACGAGUUUGAUGCUGUAAAAGAAGAAGUUGAUGUGCAAGUGGGAGGAUAUAAUGGAAAAGCUGGGAGAGGAGAUCACAUGUACAUGAAGGCUUUGUACCAUACUCUUCCAACGAGGUAUAUAACAAUAGCAAAACUUCAAAACAAACUCGAAGGUAAAGCCAGCCAGGGUAUGGUUCGGAAGCUUCUAGACAAAAUGGCCAAAGAUGGCUAUGUUGAGGCCACUAGCAACCGGAGACUUGGAAAGAGGGUGAUCCAAUCUGACCUCACUAAGAAAAAACUGAGUGAAGUGAAAAAGAUCUUAAGCUUUGAUGCAAUGGAAGGGGAUAAUAAGAAAUCAGGAGGCAAGGCCAACAAUCUAGAAACUGAGACUGCUGGUAGCAAGUACAAGGACUUAUCCACAUGCGGUGGUCUCCACUCCAUCGGGUCGGAUAUCACCAGGACAAGAGGCAGAUCAGAUGCAAACAUGAAUGACUCAACUAGAACUGAGAAUGGUCUUGGCAGGAAUUUGGGUCAUUCUGGGAACACCCCAACUAGCAGGGCUGAGCCAGCAGCAUCUAAAGAAAGUUUUGUGCCUGCGGCUGAUGACGACAUGGACUUGGUUAUGGAGAGCAGGUGCACUCAGGAAAAACGUUUCAGAAAAACAAGCACGGUCAAAGAGCCGAUCCAGCAAUACGCAAAGCGCCAGAAAUCUGUGGCUAUCUGAGUAUUCAUGCUCUGUUUUCUUGUGGAUGGUCGUCUUCUCUCUGUCGUGGUUCAUGUUUGUUUAACGAGUAUAAUGUAGUUUGCUCUUUUAUUUUGUUCAUCAGCUAAUGGUACUUCAGAAUGGUUUUAAGUGCUUAAUACAUAUUGACUGAGACGUGGAAUGUCACAAUUCGGAGUGAAUUUUGAAGCAAUCAGU